GCGGGCGUGCGGAGCGGCUGGCUGAGCUCGGCCGGCUAGCAGGGGCCAUGGCGGGCGUGGUGGACUUCCAGGACGAGGAGCAGGUGAAGUCCUUCCUGGAGAACUUGGAGGUGGAGUGCAACUACCAGUGCUACCGCGAGAAGGACCCCGACGGAUGCUAUCGCCUGGUGGACUAUUUGGAAGGGAUCCAGAAGAAUUUUGAGGAGGCUGCCAAGGUGCUAAAGUUCAACUGUGAAGAGAACAAACACAGCGAUAGCUGCUACAAACUGGGGGCCUAUUAUGUGACGGGGAAAGGUGGACUAACCCAGGACCUGAAAGCUGCCUCCAGUUGCUUUCUGAUGGCGUGUGAGAAGCCUGGAAAGAAGUCUGUGGAGGCAUGUCACAAUGUCGGUCUCCUGGCACAUGAUGGACAGGUCAAUGAGGACGGCCAGCCUGACCUGGAGAAGGCUAGAGACUACUACACAAGGGCCUGUGAAGGCCACUAUGCCUCCAGCUGCUUCAAUCUCAGUGCCAUGUUCCUGCAGGGUGCCCCUGGCUUUCCCAAGGACAUGGGCCUGGCAUGUAAAUACUCAAUGAAAGCCUGUGACCUGGGCCAUGUCUGGGCCUGUGCCAAUGCCAGCCGCAUGUACAGGCUAGGGGAUGGUGUAGAUAAAGAUGAGGCCAAGGCCGAGGUACUAAAAGAUCGGGCCCGGCAGCUGCACAAAGAACAGCAGAAAAAUGUCCAGCCUUUGACCUUUGGGUAGUGUGGGCUAUAUUUCUAGGCAACAGACCGCUUGAGGCUGGCACCUCCUAUGUCUUCUGCAGCCCUUGAAGGUUAACCUGCUGGAGCAGGAGGAAGACUUGGGACUUAAUGUCAGUAGCUCUGGUUACAGAAGACCCAUUGCCCCAGAGUGUCACCUACUGGGUUGUAGCCUAAAAUGUUUAUUUCAGUCAGUAUGCUUUUUCUCCGUUGUGUUCUGUGAAGACACACACAUUUAUGGGAUUUUCACUCUCAAAGUCUUACAGCUCAGUGAGAAACAGCAACCUAGAGAGCCAUAGAGAUUGUGGGGAGUAUGGAGGGGAGAAAAAGCUGGAAGUUGGAAAAAUCAGCAGCCACUGGUGCCUGAGGGAAUCAGAUGUUAGUAUUAUUAUUUUAGUUGGGAGGGCUUGAAAAUCAAAGUAUCUUGGUUUACAUAAAUAGAGGGCUUGAGGCGCUAAGAACAAGUCAAAUAGUCACGACUGCCACCCUCUGGCUUCUGUAAUCAUUGGUGUCGGCUUCCUUUUUGCCUUUAGUCAGAUCCUCAGUAAAUUCAUAGAGAUUGGGAGGGAUGUGCAACAUAAAAGUUAGCGGUCGUUUGUGUCAGGAUUGCCAAAGAGGAUGAAAUACAAGCCUUCCCUUAGUUUUGCAAUUUGCAGCUGACGGCAUCUCCAGUCCACUUCCCCUGGCAUUGCUCAUCAACCUGAAGGAUGAUUCUCAAGGCAGCUUCCACUAGGGAUUUGUAAGCAAGGGUUUUGUGACACAUUUUGUCCCUUGGAACUGAGCCUUUUUAACUGUCCCUGUGAAUAAACUAUUUUGAUCGAUUA
Molecule: messenger RNA, 1563 nt
Organism: Nyctereutes procyonoides (raccoon dog)
Lineage: Eukaryota; Metazoa; Chordata; Mammalia; Carnivora; Canidae
Product: cytochrome c oxidase assembly factor 7
Exons: 3
Coding region: 48-743 (231 amino acids)
Cellular component (GO): mitochondrial intermembrane space
Molecular function (GO): protein binding
Source: RefSeq, a predicted model, not a curated record